GGUAACUCACGCCAAACAACAUCUCAUUCUCAAGACUUGAAUUUUGAAAUACCAUGUCAAGUGCAACUUCUCGUUUGUCAAACUUCGGUACUGAUGUCGGAUAUGGAGAACAAGAACAUGAUGCAAAUUCAGCUCUUCUUGAGCUUGAUAAAGGUCUUCAUUCCAGCAAAGCUGGGGAGCAAUGUGAAGCUAUCGUUCGGUUUCCCAGACUGUUUGAGAAGUAUCCCUUCCCCAUCCUAAUCAACUCAGCAUUUCUUAAGCUAGCUGACGUCUUUAGAGAUGGAAACAACUUCUUGCGUCAGUGUGUCUUGAAGGUCUCUCAGCAGAGCGUGAAGCAUCUUGAUAAGAUUCUCAAUGUGGAUGAGUUUGUGAGGAGGAUAUUCUUUGUCAUCCAUAGCAACGAUCCUGUGGCAAGGGCCAUUACUCUCAGGGUUCUUGGUAGCAUAGCUCCAAUCAUUGCAGAACGUAAACGGGUCCAUCACAGCAUCCAUGCUGGUCUGGAUUCUCAUGAUCUCGUUGAGCUGGAGGCAGCCAUCUUCGCUGCCUCUUGCUUUGCAGCAGAGUCUAAGACAUUUGCUUCCGGUAUCAGCAACAAACUGGUCCAGUUGAUAGAAGGUUUAGCUACACCUAUUGACAUCAAGAUGAAGCUCAUCCCUAUCUUCUGUCACAUGCACUAUGACAGUGAGCUGUCUGGUAGCGUGCGUCACAUGUGUCUCCGACUCCUGGAGUCCUAUCCUGCAGAGAGUUUCCUGACUGUCACCCUAGACACCCUGACAGACCUUGCUGCUGCUUCACAUAUACACAUCCCUGAUCAGGUUGAUCUGUUGUUAGGUUACCUUGAAAACGACAUCCGACGUUCCAUCAAGUCCAUCUGCAUCGCCAAGCUCCGGACCCUGGCCCACAAGGCACCCCAUGCUUGGUCCCAGGCCAACGUGGACUCCCUGUGUCUCUUCUGCAAUGCUGACCAGGAGAAGAGGCUGGUUGUUGGUUGCCUAGAUAUCCUCCGGGUACUGUCCUCAUCGCCGGCAUUCCUGACGUCUGAUACCGAUGGCUCGGUCCGAGAACUGUGCAAGAAUCUCUUGACACACUGGGAAGUAUGUGUAACCUCCAGGGCCCUUCAGGUUCUCAUCAGGCUCCUGUGUCGACAGGGAGGACUCGCGGAUGAGAAGAUGAAGGAUGGCAUCGAGGAUGUCAGUGUUGCCAUGGAGACAGUUGCCACACAGUGCCUCAUGGAGGGAGGCUCAAAAUCCGCUGGGAAGAGUCUAAAGAUCACAUUAGAAAGCAUACACAGUCUGUGUAAGGCAUGUCCGUCACAAACGUCCAACUUCAUUGAGAUGUUAGCCACAAACUUGUCAUUAGCACCAGAUGUAGAGAGUAGUAUUCUUAUGUGUCACUGCCUGGCUAGCCUGUCUGAGAUCAAGCCCAAGCUCCUGGUCCAGAACAGGGAUAUCCUCCAAGACCAGUUCAGUCUGGUCCUACAGAAGGAAGAGAGUGGAUCAGAUGGAGACCAGGGAGUUUACCUAGUUGCACUUGCGGUGCUAUUGCUGAUUGAAGAGAAGACUUCGAAGCAGACUUUUAUUGAGGACAAAGCUGUGUUUCUAGCUGAAUGUAGACCUUGGGUUGCUUACCGAAUCGCUAGGCAAGCUACAAGAGUGGGUUGUCACAAAACUGCAAGUAAAAUCUUCAAGAAUCUAACUACACAGGUUGCUUCAGAGCAUUUUUAUUACUGGCUUGGUUCUUUGGAGGUCCUGAGUCAAGCAGAAGCCUACCUUAUGGAACUCAAGACCGAGAUUGAUCCAAGCAAUGCUGCUAAACUCUCCAGAGCUCUGCAGGAAUAUGAGAGUGGACUCGCUGUUUUAAAGGCUGGAGCUACACCUAACCAUCCCCUCAAGUUCCAGACAGAGUUUGCCCGUCUGAGAGCUGACUGGCUUCACACGUGUCUCGUCCUCAUGACCAACCUAGCCAGCAUCAGGACCUGCCCUCCACCUGCUAUAGCACCAGCUGUUGCCAUGACAACAGGACAAGAUCUGCUGCGCUGUGGUCACAUGGCUACUCAGAUGCAGAAGUCAUCCCAGAGACUGCAAUCCUUGGCUGAUAGCUAUGCUGAUCUAUACCUAUCGUCAUUUGAUGCUGACAUGGUCACUCUGAGUAGCAUCAAGAUUCUUCAGAGGCAUUGUCUUCUCCUAGUGUAUCUGAUUGAUGCCCUUAUACUCAACAGUUCAUCAUACAGUGGAAAGCACAUGAUCCAGCAGGAUCUGUUAGGAUCAAUCAAUGCUGGUGACCAUGGCAAUGACCUGAUGGCUGAAAGCAGUAGAGUGACCAAUCAGAUCCUCGCUGACCUCCAGACUGUCCUGGAAGAGACUGAAGGCAAUUCAGUAUCACAUCAGCAUACUGAGUGUAUACAAAGAGCAUCUCUAGCUCUUCUGAAGAUGUCCUUUGGGUUUCCUAGAUACUUCUACCAGGCUCUUCAAUCCACCAGUAUCAAGCUGAAUCUAUCUCCAUCACCCAGAGCUUCGGGUGAACCUGUAUCCAUAGCAACCAACACCCAUCUUGCUCUCAAAGUAGAAGGUGUCAUUCAGCAUGGGUCUCAACCAGGACUGUUUCGAAAAGUAGACCAAAUUGUCAUCAAUGUCAACACCACUUCUUCAUCCAACAACAAAACCGAGGAAAAACAACAAGAGACUGGACCAAAGGAAAUUGAAUGCCGCAUCACCCCGCACAAUGACUACUUCAGCCGUCAAGUCCUCCUUUUGUUCCCAACGGCUGGUCUUCAUUCCAUCAACGUUGAGACCAGUAUAGCCGAUGAAGAUGGUCAGCUCUGGAGGACGGGGCCCAAGACCAGUCUAGCGGUCAAGGCUUAUGUUGAUGGUGUGAUACAGCCACAGCAGCAGCAGCAGCCAUCACAGCAGGCAGGACACAGUCGUAUGAUAGCUGGACGUUCCACCCGCCUACCGAGUACCUCUAUGGGUGGUGGGAGUAGCAAGAUCAAAGACUUUGGUGAAGACAUCCUGUAGGAGUCACGGAUGUGUACAUUUUACAACUCUUGAUGUUGAGAGGAAAGAAUUCCAAAGCAAUUCAUUUCAUGGAAUGAUGGACCUUCUUAGCUGGAAGAAAGACAAGAUAAAGUUGGCAAACUAUACAACCAUUGCCACAUGCUAUGACAGAAGUACAUCUUGAUAUUUCCAACAAUAUUUUAUUAGAUGCAGAUCUUCAUUUUGGAUGAUUACUAAGCUAACACAAACAAGUGAAGAGGUUUCACAGUACAACAUGUAUUCUUUUGUGGGCAUGUGAAUGAUCAUAUGCUGACUUUGGAAGCUAUGAGCAAGCGUGUACUUGCUACUAACAUACACCUCUUGUAUGUCACUGUGAGUAGGACAUUUUAAAACGAUGCCCGAGUUGACUUGGAGUGAACAGCCAAUCAGAACAAAAAUUUGUCUAAAUUUGCAUUUCUUUGGACUAAAUAAGCACUUAUCCAGUUCUGUAUAUUUUGAAUGAUACCUUGAAUUAAGUUGGCUAGAAUGAAAUGCCAACAUUCUUCAUUGUAAUAAAAUGAUGAGAAUGAAAAUCUCAACCAAUAGUGUAUUCCUUUUUUAAAUCUUUGAAUUGGAUUAUUAUAUUGCUAUUUGUCAUCCAUGACUAUAAGAAACUGGUGCCUCUACAUGACUAUAAAAAACAAGCUGGUGCACAUGUAUACAGGUAAAUAUAUCAUUUAUUCAUAAUUUUUUUUUACAAAAAAUGAAAUAUACAGAAAUUUACAUCAUCAAUUUUAAUGUAUUUUGAACAUCUAGAUCUCUACACAUACCCCAUGCUCAAAAUUCAAUGUUUAGAGAGUUGUAUAAGAUUUUACAUCCCUCAAAGGUUAUGACUAGAAGUAUGCAUAUUUUGUAUAAAAAAAAACUAAAAUCAUUAGGCUAUGGCAGAAAAUUUUAGAAGCUUGUGAUGUUAUGAGCAUGAAACAAGAUGAGUUUUCCUAUUCACAAUGUAAUGAAAAAUCAAUCUUGCUAAACAUCAUACUACUAGGCCUGGGAGUAAAUAUCGAUUGAUCGAAUGGCAUACCGCCAAUCACCAAUCGAUUAGCAAAAUUUACACUAAUCGAAUGUUCGGCAGAUCCCGAUUAUGACGUUGGGAUAACUUGAAUACCCAAGUAAUAAUAACAAAAUGACACAUUCACAGUUACCGGUACACACCAACAUGAAAGAGCUCCGAAAAUGUUAAUCCCAUCCGACCUUGCCCUCGAUACACAUAAUCCGUCAUUGUAUGCGUGCACAAAACAGAAAGUAAACACACAACCAGCUCACUUGAGCUGAUUGGAACUUGAGCUUCAAUAGCCAAUCAAACUUUUGGGGAAACACAAGAAGCCACAUGGUUCCCUUAUCAGGAAAGGUCAUGACUUCAGAAAUAAACUGACCCCUCCCCCAUCUGUGUGACGGAGAGGGAACGGAGAAUUCCUUUCAUGUUUCAAAACAAUGCAACCUUUUUUAUAUCCCCCUCACACAAUGAAAACUACAUUCCAACAGCGCCCGCCUUUACUUACUC
Molecule: messenger RNA, 4536 nt
Organism: Lytechinus variegatus (green sea urchin)
Lineage: Eukaryota; Metazoa; Echinodermata; Echinoidea; Temnopleuroida; Toxopneustidae
Gene: ints7
Product: integrator complex subunit 7-like
Exons: 20
Coding region: 54-3014 (986 amino acids)
Biological process (GO): snRNA 3'-end processing
Cellular component (GO): integrator complex
Source: RefSeq, a predicted model, not a curated record